AUGUCUCCAGAAGCGACGAGCGAAUGGCACACAGUUACGGUUCAGAUACCUUUUGCCUCGGAGAAGCAUGCUUUGAUAGCAAAAAGCUCUAUCGAGGUGGAUCCUGAACUACAACCUCACGCGGUAAAGAGAGCUAUGUUAGUCGAAGGCAACGUACUUCACGCCGAAUUCACUACACUUACAAUACGUCUCGCACGAUUGACAGUCAAUGCGUUCCUGGAGAACGUCGCCCUCGUAGUCCGUACAAUAGAACAUUUUGGUACAGAGGCCGAACAGCGACAUUCAUGA
Molecule: messenger RNA, 288 nt
Organism: Marasmius oreades (fairy-ring Marasmius)
Lineage: Eukaryota; Fungi; Basidiomycota; Agaricomycetes; Agaricales; Marasmiaceae
Exons: 3
Coding region: 1-288 (95 amino acids)
Cellular component (GO): EKC/KEOPS complex
Source: RefSeq, a predicted model, not a curated record